Molecule: messenger RNA, 7011 nt
Organism: Ictalurus punctatus (channel catfish)
Lineage: Eukaryota; Metazoa; Chordata; Actinopteri; Siluriformes; Ictaluridae
Product: E3 ubiquitin-protein ligase HECW1
Exons: 29
Coding region: 183-4979 (1598 amino acids)
Biological process (GO): regulation of dendrite morphogenesis
Molecular function (GO): protein binding; ubiquitin-protein transferase activity
Source: RefSeq, a predicted model, not a curated record
GCAACGCGAGCACCUUUAUCACAGCGGUUUACUGUCUUCACUUCCGUGUGCGAACCUACGGCUAAAAACAUUACCAUGGGGAGCACGGCACCUCGCUCUCAGCAUGGUCAGUGAUGGGUGUAUGAUCCACAGGCAGGUUUUAUUCUCGCAGGAUUUGAUGUGCUUUGAGUUGGCGAGUCAUUAUGCUGCUGCACCUGUGUGGUGUUAAGAACCUGUACCAGAGCAGGUUUCUGACUGCUAUGUCCUCGCCAUCCCGGAGCUCCCAGAGCCAUCGCCGGUGCAAAAACAGGGCACGCUAUAGCCUCACAGCUGAGCAAUGCCCCCCCAUCGAUCCCAACAACACCUUAACCCUGCCACGAUCCUCUAGCGACCCAGACCUGGUGUCAACUCACAGCCGCUCCACCCUCACAGUCAGCACCUCGAUCUACAGCAUCGGCCAGCCACAGGACCUCCUCAUCUGCUGGGACAUCAAAGAGGAGGUGGACGCCGGAGACUGGAUUGGCAUGUACCUGAUCGAUGAGGUUCUCUCAGAGAACUUUUUGGACUAUAAGAACCGUGGGGUAAAUGGAUCCCAUAAAGGGCAGAUUGUUUGGAAGAUUGAUGCCAGUUCAUACUUUAUGGAGUCUGAGACCAAGAUUUGUUUCAAGUAUUACCAUGGAGUGAGCGGAGCACUGAGAGCCACCACCCCUUGUGUAACUGUGAGAAACCCUUCUGCUAUUGUCUUGAAACCUGUGAUAACUCAGGAUGUCACUCAGAGUCUGGGCAACAGAAGGCUCAUCAGCUUCUCCCUGUCAAACAUCCAGGCAGUGGGUUUGAAGAAGGGGAUGUUCUUCAAUCCUGAUCCAUAUUUGAAGAUUGCAAUCCACCCUGGAAAACACAGCAUCUUCCCUGCUCUCCCUCACCACGGUCAAGAGAAGAGAUCUGGCAUCAUUUGCAACACCAUCAACCCUGUCUGGAAGAGAGAGAGAUUUAACUUUGUCUCUCUACCCACGGAUGUUUUGGAGAUUGAGGUGAAAGACAAAUUUGCCAAGAGUAGGCCCAUCAUCAAACGCUUUUUGGGCAAGUUGUCUGUGCCUGUGCAACGGUUACUAGAGAAGCAUGCUAUUGGAGACCGUGUGAUUAGCUAUGCUCUAGGCCGCAGACUGCCAACGGAUCAUGUCAGUGGACAGCUGCAGUUUCGCUUUGAGAUAACAUCUUCUAUUCAUCCAGAUGAUGAAGAGGUAUCUGUUAAUGCUGAUGUCGCUGUGACCCCUGACCGGCAGGAAGCAGGGGAGCUAAAUAUUGACCCACCAGAAGCUGUUGACUUGGAUGCAAAAGAUGAAGAUCUAAAUGAGCUCAAUGAGAAUAUCUCUCUGGAUGUAGAGGCACAGAAUUCUUUGCCCCUAUCUUCUUCCACUAAACCUAGUUCCCCUGUUCAUAUUGUGUCUAGCACAGAAGAAUCGGGGGAGGAUGGAAAUCUAGAGGAGGCACCAAAGGAUGAAGAGAACAGACCAUUGGAGGAUUUGUCAUGCACAGUUCAGUUCCCUGAACAUCAAGAGCAGAGCCCUGAGGAACCAGCUGAGGAGCUGGGAGAGGUGCAUCAUGAUGGGGAUGCAGAAGUUACAGAGGAUAUUUUGGAAGCUCAUGUAGAUGAAGUUGCAGAUGAAAUAUGCACAAGAGAUGAGGAGGUGGAUGAAGAAGCUAUUAGGGUAAGCAUAAAGGUUGAAGAUUCCACAGAAUUGCAAGGAGCUACAGGCUCAGAGCAGACAGAAGUAAGAGAGGAAGGAGAGAGUGAGACUGUAGAACCAUGCUCUCCAAGGACGACAUGUAUGAUGAAGCGAAAGGCCAUGAAACGCCGGCCCUGCUCACUGCCUGUCUCUGAACUUGAGACAGUCAUUGCCUCAUCUUGUACAGAACCUGAGACGCCACGAUCACACUAUAUCCGUAUACACCACCUCCUGCACAGCCUUCCCUCUGCCCAGCAUGGCUCCCUGAGCCAAGAUGAUGAGGAGACAAUCGAUCCAGACUCUUCUGAGGAUGUCAGUCUGAAACCUGCAGAGAGCGAAAAGGUGGUGGCUGAUGAGAAUGAGGAAGGAUCAAGUGAGACUCUGUCUCCAUCAGUAGUCCCAGAAUGUCUUGGACCUUGCUGUCGAAGGAUUCUGCCUCCGAGCCUCUCUAUUGAACGGCUGUCUGAGCUCAACCAGCUCUUGGAGGGCGAGACCCCCUCACGUCUGGAAAGUGAGGAUGUGGAAACUGAAUGUGGUGGAGGAGGUCAGCGGGUUCACAGGGAAAGUGAGUGUGAACUGUGCGACACCUCCUGCUACAGCACCUCAUGCUACAGCACAUCCUGUUACAGCACAUCCUGUUACAGCAACUCAGGCCACGAGGGACGAAACCGCUUCUGCAGCCACACACGCCUGUCAUCUGUGGACAGCACACGUCUGUCAGAGAGCACCGUAUUUUCCUCGCAGGAGGAAGAGGAGGAGAACAGUGCCUUUGAGUCAGUAACAGACUCAGGACAGAGCCCAGAGUCAAGGGAGCUGGGAGAUGUUUCCACCCAGUGGAUGGAGGAGCAAAAUGAGGGAGGGCAUGGUCAGUCUCCAGUAGCUGGACCCAGUGUUGGGUCACCAGGAGCUAGUCACCGUCCAAUCAGUCAGCUUUCUGCUAUGCGGGCCACCUCCCACCAUUACCCCAGUGUUGAUGACUCAUUGCCACCAAACUGGGAGGCCAGGAUAGACAGUCAUGGUCGUGUCUUCUACAUUGACCAUGUGAAUCGCACCACGACAUGGCAAAGACCCAGUCAUGCAACAAAAUGUCCCAGCAUGCACCGCUCCAACUCCAUCCAGCACAUGGAGCAACUCAACAGGAGGUAUCAGAACAUCCAGAGGACCAUGGCUACUGAGGAUGAGUUCAGUGGCCAAAGGCUGGAGAGCAGCAGUAGCACAGAGACAGAGAGCGACGUCCCAUCUCAACCUGCUGAUUCAAGAAGAGAAGGCUCAUCCUCUCCAGUGAGCAAUCAGAAGAUCACCCUGCUACUGCAAAGUCCAGCAGUCAAGUUUGUCACUCAUCCAGAAUUCUUCACCGUCCUCCAUGCCAAUUAUGGGGGGUACCGUAUGUUCACCAAUAGCACCUGCCUAAAGCACAUGAUUCUGAAAAUCCGACGAGACGCUCGCAACUUUGAACGCUACCAACAUAACCGAGACCUUGUCACGUUCCUCAACAAGUUUGCAGACACACAGCUGGAGCUGCCAAGAGGCUGGGAGAUCAAAGUUGAUCCACAGGGCAAGUCAUUUUUUGUGGACCACAACAGUCGAGCCACCACCUUUAUCGACCCCAGAAUCCCCUUUCAGAACGGAUGUUUGCCUAAUCACCUCACACAUAGGCAACACCUACAGAGAUUACGCAGCUACAGUGCUGGAGAGGCGUCUGAUGUGUCCCGCAGCCGAGGUGCUUCUCUUAUGGCCAGGCCUAGUAACGGCCUUGUAGCUGCCAUCAGGAGCCAGUACCAGAAUGAUUCAGUGCCCUUAGCAUAUAAUGAAAAGAUUGUAGCUUUUCUACGCCAGCCGAGCAUCCUGGAGUUGCUACAGGAGAGGCAGCCUAGUUUGGCCCGCAAUCACACUCUCAGGGAGAAGAUCCAUUACAUCAGGACCGAGGGGUCACAGGGGGUGGAGAAGCUGUCUUGCGAUGCAGACCUGGUUAUGUUGUUAAGUUUGUUUGAAGAGGAGAUCAUGUCAUACAUCCCGGCUCACCCAUUCCAUCCUGGCCUCAACUUCUCUCCAAGGUGCUCUCCUGGAUCCUCACCCCAGAAUUCACCAGGACUGCAGAGAGCCAGAGCACCUGCUCCAUAUCGCAGGGACUUUGAAGCCAAACUGCGCAAUUUUUAUAGGAAGCUUGAAGCCAAAGGCUAUGGCCAAGGGCCAGGAAAAAUCAAGCUGAUCAUCAGAAGAGAGCACCUGCUCGAAGGCACCUUUAAUCAUGUGAUGGCAUAUUCACGCAAGGAGCUCCAGAGAAAUAAACUCUACAUCACGUUUGUGGGAGAGGAAGGUCUGGACUACAGCGGGCCUUCGAGGGAGUUCUUCUUCCUGCUGUCUCAGGAGCUCUUUAACCCAUACUAUGGCCUGUUCGAGUACUCGGCCAACGAUACGUACACCGUCCAGAUUAGCCCCAUGUCUGCCUUCGUGGAGAACCAUUUGGAAUGGUUCCGCUUCAGUGGACGUAUUUUGGGCCUGGCACUGAUUCAUCAGUACCUACUGGAUGCAUUCUUCACCAGGCCAUUCUACAAGGCCCUCCUCCGACUAGCGACUGAUCUGAGUGAUUUAGAGUAUCUGGAUGAGGAGUUCCACCAGAGUUUGCAGUGGAUGAAAGAUAAUGAUAUUACAGACAUUCUAGACCUGACCUUCACUGUCAAUGAGGAGGUCUUUGGGCAGGUAACAGAGAGGGAGCUGAAAUCAGGAGGAUCCAACAUUCAGGUUACAGAGAAGAACAAGAAGGAGUACAUUGAGAGAAUGGCCAAGUGGAGGGUGGAGAGAGGAGUGGUGCAGCAGACAGAAGCAUUGGUUCGGGGUUUCUAUGAGGUGGUAGAUUCACGUCUGGUGUCAGUUUUUGAUGCUCGGGAGCUGGAGCUGGUCAUUGCAGGAACAGCAGAAAUUGACCUGAAUGACUGGAGAUCCAACACAGAGUAUAGAGGAGGCUACCAUGAUGGACACAUCGUUAUUCGAUGGUUUUGGGCGGUGGUGGAGCACUUUAAUAAUGAGCAGAGACUACGAUUGCUGCAGUUUGUUACGGGAACGUCCAGCGUGCCAUAUGAGGGCUUCGCAGCUCUGCGUGGGAGCAACGGCCCACGCCACUUCUGCAUCGAGAAAUGGGGCAAGGUCACCUCUCUACCCAGGGCUCACACAUGCUUUAACCGUCUGGAUUUGCCUCCAUACCCUUCGCACACCAUGUUGUAUGAGAAACUGCUGAUAGCCGUGGAGGAGACGAGCACUUUUGGUCUGGAGUGAAAACUUCCUUGACAAUGGAGAGACUAUAUUUUGUAAACAUACUGUGCUUUGAUUUUCUGUGACCGUAUCCUCAAGAGACUGGUAUUUUAUAAUGAAAUCCAUCUGAGCAUUCGUAUGGGAUUUUUAUUUGUGAAAUUUUGUUUGCGUUUACCUCAGAGUGCAUGAAAUACCUAAUGGAAAUAUUUUACAUAUUGUAUUAUUAUGGGAAUGAGGGAGGGACAUACAGUACUAGUGUGUAGUGAAAACCCGCAUCCGGCCUACAAGGUAGUAUAUCUGACUGAAUUCUCGUGCUAAUGUUCAUGUUACUAAGGAGGCAUUUUGACAUUAUCUAGCUGAUAUGCUAUUAUUAUUGUGCAUGGAGGAUUAAGCCCACCUGAUGUGCAGUUCACCAAUGGCCUACAUACUGUAAGAGGACAUGACAUCCAUUAACAUCCCUGACUUAAUAUCCCAAUUAAAUCUCUGUAAACAUUCCCUCUUUGGAAAUUUUAACAUUCAAAAUGACCAUUUUGACUUUUUAUGAGUGAAAAUUAUUUGUAAAAGUCACUGAGACGUGUUGUAGGCUGAUUGGCAUCUAUAAAUUUUCCAUAGUGUGUGAAUGUGUGUACGGUUUCCCCUGUGAUGAGUUGGAACCACAUCCAGAGUGUCCACUGCCCUGUGCCCUGAGUCCCAUGGGAUAGUCUCCAGGCUCCCUGUUACCCCAUGUAGGAUAAGCAGCACAGAAAAUGGAUGAAUGGAAAAGGAUUAUAGAGUAAAUAAUCCACCUUGUUCACGUUGUUUGAAUCUACAGUCUGGGUUAGAAAGAAAUCAGCUCCAGCCUCACUACUUCAUACCAUUCUGUGUACAUUUCUUAUCAGUGAUGCUGUUAUGCUUUUUCUACAAAAAUCCAAAAUAUCCUUAAAUCGUUUCUUAACAGCAAACAAUCUGACGUGGAUACUAAAAAUGAAACCUUAUCGAGCAGACUGAUAGUAUUCUGGAUGAAAUUAUGAAGCACAGUCACCUUACUCUUACAUCUUACAUCAGUGUCCUCUCACUCCAGGAGAUGGAGAGGUAUAAAGAAAGCAGGAUGAUCUGGGUGAUGUAAGGGAAUUUAGAGUAUACCCAGAUUAGCACCUUAAAUGCUAAUCUCUUCAGGAUGCUCUGGUAUUUCUGACUCUGAAAGAACUCCUUGAGUGUUUUCACUUGCAAAUUCUUUCAUGAUAAGUUAACGAUGUUCAUCAGAUGAUUCAGAUGCACACUGAAAGGCAUGGUGUUGUUGCUUAAAUUCUCAAUCACAUGUCUUUCAAAUUUUCCAAAAAAGCACCCAAACAUUUAGGGCCUUUAUUUGCAAAGCCAAGAAAGUGGAUAAAAAUAUCACUCUUAUACUACUAGUAUUCAUUAUAAAUAUGCCAAUGGUUGCCAAUAUGCCAAAACUGGAAUAUGCAAUGAACAUAAGGAACCUUGAAAAAGAAAUGCAUUUAACAUUGUUAUUUUUCCUUUCCCAUUAGCUUUAGCCAAUGUACAUCCAUGAUUAUUUAGAGCAAUAUACAUUAUUGACACCACAGAGGUAUCCAUAUUAACCCUUGUAGACAUUAAGAACUAGGGAUUUACUACAAUUUCCAAUAUGGCCUCUGAUACUGAAAUUGAAUCUCUAUUACUGUAUUUAUCUGUAGUACAUAUAUUUCUGUGUUAACGUAUUAUUUUGUAGCUCAUACCUGCAUUAUGUUUCUUAUGAUACUUAUAAUGCAAUGCCUUUUUCAGUUUCUUGAUUCAUUUUUAUUUUUUAUUACUGUAGCAUGGGUGUGAUCAGAUGACAGUGACUGACAGUAAUGUGAAUUGAUGUCAUUGAUUACUUACAGUGUUUUAUAGUUUAUUUCAAUGUGUACACCUUGUGUUUAUUUAUUUGUUAUUGUUUUUUUAAGGGACCAUUAAUAAAUUGCAGACAAAUUUUACUAACAUUACACUAAUGCCUAUGAUCUAUUCCUGUAAUGCACUGAAUUAUUUAAAUAUGUAACACAACUAUAUGUAAACUGUGUUCAUCUAAUAAAAAGAUCUU